UUGAGGUCAUAUCCGGUUUGGUUUGCGCUGCCAGUGGGACUAGCACUGAAGUUCGAAGCCGGACUUGCUAUGCCAGUUGCAGAAGGACAAAGUGAAACCAACACAGCCUUUUAAGUCUCGGGGACACUGGUAUAGCGUUCACAAGUCGACGGUCCAAAACAAGUGACAGCUAAACAUGUUUUCCUUGUCUCUGACGGUCCAGCCGCAGGUCACUGUACCUCUGAGUCACCUCAUCAACGUUCUCCACUCUCUGAAGAGCUCAGUGGGAAGCAGCAGCACUGUCACCUGCAAAUCAAGAAAACACACGGAGCAUGUGUCGGACUCAGAGCAACAUUGUACAGAGUCCAUGUGGAACCUACGGGAGCUGGGUUUAUCAGAGCUGGGAACUCAGCAGCUGGAUGAGCUUGUGAAGUGUGUGAUACCGCGCUUGAGUCCACACGAGACGCCACUUCCUUACGGUGGUCAGACACCCUGGAGGACCUCGCAUCUCUCCACGCACUCCUUUUUCCAUAAUAAACAUGGCUUCACUCCCAUGUUGACCCCAGUUUUUUCAAGGCAGCGCCCUUCACCUCUUCAGUCUGUCUGUUCGGACCUACAAUACUGGCCAGUGUUGGUUCAGAGCAGAGGCUUUAAAACUUUAAGGACCAAAACCAGACGACUGCAGUCAGCAUUCGACCGCCCCGUGGAUUCUGAAGGAUUCACACCAUCUUUUAUGAAGGGUUUUCUUACUCGAGACAAGGGCAUUGAAGUUGAAAGUCUGGAUACCCUGCUGAAGAACAAGAACAUACCCGACGGACAUCAGGAUGCUUUCAAGAGGGGCUUCGCUGAAGGUUUCCUGAAAGCUCAAGCACUGACUCAACGCACUCAAGACUCUCUGAGGAGGACUCGCCUGAUCCUGCUGGUGCUGCUUCUUGUUGGGCUCUAUGGUAUCUCCAAGACACCUUUUAUAUCGGUGCGGUUCCGAACCACAUCAGGCCUUGACUCAGCAGUGGACCCCGUGCAAAUGAAAAAUGUGACCUUUGAGCAUGUCAAAGGGGUGGAGGAAGCUAAGAAUGAGCUGCAGGAAGUGGUGGAGUUCCUGAAAAACCCGCAGAAGUUCACAGUGCUGGGGGGAAAGCUGCCAAAAGGCGUUCUACUUGUUGGCCCCCCGGGGACUGGAAAAACCCUCCUCGCCAGAGCGGUGGCAGGAGAAGCAGACGUGCCAUUUUACUACGCCUCUGGAUCAGAGUUUGAUGAGAUGUUUGUUGGAGUGGGAGCCAGCCGCAUCAGGAACCUGUUCAGGGAGGCUAAAGCCAAUGCUCCCUGUGUGAUCUUCAUUGAUGAACUGGACAGUGUGGGUGGGAAAAGGAUAGAGUCUCCCAUGCACCCUUACUCCAGACAGACUAUCAACCAGUUGCUUGCUGAGAUGGAUGGGUUUAAACCAAAUGAAGGUGUGAUCAUCAUUGGAGCAACCAACUUCCCAGAGGCUUUGGACAAUGCCCUGGUCCGCCCGGGACGUUUUGACAUGCAGGUGACUGUACCCAAACCAGAUGUGAAAGGACGCACAGAGAUUCUCAACUGGUACCUUAAGAAGAUUAAAGUGGAUCCAGCUAUUGAGGCCAAUAUUAUUGCCCGUGGCACAGUGGGCUUCUCUGGCGCUGACCUGGAAAAUCUGGUCAACCAAGCAGCACUGAAGGCAGCAGUUGAUGGGAAAGACAUGGUCACUUUGAAAGAGCUGGAGUUCGCUAAAGACAAAAUCCUAAUGGGCCCUGAGAGAAGGAGUGCAGAGAUAGACAAGAAGAACAAGCUCAUCACAGCGUACCAUGAAUCAGGCCAUGCUAUUGUAGCGUACUACACCAAAGAUGCCAUGCCUAUCAACAAGGCUACCAUCAUGCCCAGAGGCCCCAGUCUGGGACAUGUGUCCAUGCUCCCAGAGAAUGAUAGGUGGAGUGAGACUCGCUCUCAGCUUCUGGCCCAGAUGGACGUCAGCAUGGGCGGUCGUGUAGCAGAGGAGAUUAUAUUCGGCCAUGAGUACAUCACAACUGGAGCAUCAAGUGACUUUGAUAGCGCAACCAAGAUCGCUAAGAUGAUGGUGACCAGGUUUGGAAUGUGUGAAAAGCUGGGUGUGAUGACCUACACUGACAUGACAGCCCAAAGCCCAGAGACACAAGCUGCUGUGGAGCACGAAAUCAGGGUGUUGCUGAAGGAGUCGUACGAGCGUGCCAAAGCCCUGUUGAAGUCUCAUGCCAAGGAGCACAAGAACUUGGCUGACGCUCUGCUCAUGUACGAGACGCUGGACGCCAAAGAGAUCCAGCUGGUUCUAGAGGGAAAAACCCUCGAGACCAGAUGAAACCAACAGAAACGGAGACAAUCACUGGCACCAAAAUGGAUGGGGUCAGAUUUUCAGAGGGCACAGAAGAAAGCUUAAACUCAGAGGUCUACGUUCUCAUUGACAAUAUGAACAAUGUCUUAUCUUCAUGCUGUCACCUUCAUGGAAUCUCCUCCGUAUCUCCAGAUAAGUUGAGCUGUAAUUUUAAACCCAUACAUGACAUGGCUGUGUUCAGAUUUAAGCAGGUGUUUAUUUUGCACAAGUUUCCUGGAUGUGAUGAAGGUUGAAAGUUUAAGUGCUUAAGGUUAAGGAGGAUGCUCAGGUCACGUUGUUAGUUGGCGAGCGGAAAUAAGAAAACAUGAAUGUAAAUAUGUACCUCAAACAUAAAAAAGUAGUAUCUGGAGAGGAUGUUUUAAAGUGAAGGAGUAGAUUCUGUUCAGCCAGGUCAGCACAUAUUCACAUUCUCAGCGACAUGUGACCCAAAGAGCUACUUUGCAAUCAUAGCGACCAGAAUUGAACUCAUUUAACUUUAACCCAGCUUGUGUUUUAGAUGUCUGCCACCCUUUGUGUUCAUGUCUGGUGUCAGGAUAUACUUUCUUCUUCAGUUUUUUUUUCUUUUCCUAGUGAGUACAUAGAGCUGUCACAUCUGUCUUUCCAUCUGAUUCUUUGAGCCCACAAUGAUUGGAAAUAUCAUGCUGUGUCCCUGUUGUUUCUUUUUCAAGGUGGCCUUUUGGGAAUGUAACAUUAUUUGUUCUUCCUUUAGAAGUAGCAAGUGUAUAUAGUAGGACUACGUUGUGUCAGCACUACAGAGACAUCCUUGUGUAACUUAUUUCAUUUCUGCUGUCUGUACAGAUGAAACAAAAGCUGUUGCUCACCAUCAAGAAGCAUCAAACACAUAGAAUCUGUGUUUAUGUAGUGACAGAGCACCGGACACUUUAGGAUUUUAAAGUUGUGACGUCAACCUAUGUUUGGCUUCUGAAAAGCCUGUCUGUGAAAUGUGUUACUUCAAAUGGGUGGAAUAAAUGAUGCUUCUUAGAUUAUUCAUACCAACCACAGGGGCAGUUCUGCCAGUUAUUGUUCAUUUCAGUGCAGAGAGAUCCAUCAUCCUAUCACCCACAUCUUGUGCUCCAUGCCUGUGUGUUUUGUGAGCAGUACAGUGGAUGAAGGAUGCUGGUCUUACCUUUUUCAAGGCUGAUUGUAAGUAGAAAUAAACAUUUAGGCACAUGUUAAAAUGUGGAAUGUGAUCAGCUGUGUAUGUAAUCCAUAUUCAGAAAGCUCAUUUCUUUAUGUGUUCAUCACCACCUUGUUGUGAUUCAUAGAUUCCUUUUCCCUGCUUGAGUUCAGACCCAAUAUAUUCAGUUUGUUGGUCUUUUAACCAUGAUUAGCUGUGUAUAUAUAUGUAUAUGACUGGGAUGCAAUAGGAACAUUGUAUAUAGGUGUAUAGUAAUGCUUUGAUGCGGUGUACACUCUGAAUGGCUCUCUGCUGUAGAUCUCCCCGCAGUGUGACAGAAAUGGUUAAUCAAUAUUUGUGCAGCUGAAAUAAAGAACCCCAAAAUUAAAA
Messenger RNA from Mugil cephalus (flathead mullet), 3869 nucleotides. It is a transcript of the gene yme1l1b, whose product is annotated as YME1-like 1b. The record is from RefSeq and is a predicted model, not a curated record. The coding region runs from base 176 to 2329 and encodes 717 amino acids. Gene Ontology annotation, biological process: protein quality control for misfolded or incompletely synthesized proteins; mitochondrion organization. The transcript has 18 exons. Gene Ontology annotation, cellular component: mitochondrial inner membrane. Gene Ontology annotation, molecular function: ATP hydrolysis activity; ATP-dependent peptidase activity; metalloendopeptidase activity. NCBI's taxonomy places the organism in Eukaryota, Metazoa, Chordata, Actinopteri, Mugiliformes, Mugilidae.